AUGGCUACGUCCCCGCAGAAGUCGCCCUCCGUCCCCAAGUCCCCCACUCCCAAGUCGCCCCCGUCCCGGAAGAAAGAUGACUCCUUCUUGGGGAAACUCGGAGGGACGCUGGCCCGGAGGAAGAAAGCCAAGGAGGUAUCAGAGCUUCAGGAGGAGGGCAUGAAUGCCAUCAACCUGCCCCUCAGCCCGAUCCCCUUCGAGCUGGACCCGGAGGACACCAUGCUGGAGGAGAAUGAAGUGCGAACAAUGGUGGACCCCAACUCCCGCAGCGACCCCAAACUGCAGGAACUGAUGAAGGUACUAAUCGACUGGAUUAAUGACGUGCUUGUUGGAGAAAGAAUCAUUGUGAAAGACCUGGCUGAAGAUUUAUAUGACGGGCAAGUCCUACAGAAGCUCUUUGAAAAACUUGAGAGCGAGAAGCUGAACGUUGCUGAAGUCACCCAGUCAGAGAUUGCUCAGAAGCAAAAGCUGCAGACCGUCCUGGAGAAGGUCAACGAAACCCUGAAGCUUCCUCCCAGGAGCAUCAAGUGGAAUGUGGACUCUGUUCACGCCAAGAGCCUGGUAGCCAUUUUGCAUCUGCUGGUUGCUCUGUCCCAGUAUUUCCGGGCACCGAUCCGACUCCCAGAUCAUGUCUCCAUCCAAGUGGUUGUGGUCCAGAAACGAGAAGGAAUCCUCCAGUCUCGGCAAAUCCAAGAGGAAAUAACUGGUAACACAGAGGCUCUUUCCGGAAGGCACGAACGUGAUGCCUUUGACACCUUGUUUGACCAUGCACCAGACAAGCUCAAUGUAGUGAAAAAGACACUCAUCACUUUUGUGAACAAGCACCUGAAUAAACUGAACCUGGAGGUCACAGAACUGGAAACCCAGUUUGCAGAUGGGGUGUACCUGGUGCUGCUCAUGGGGCUCCUGGAGGGCUACUUCGUGCCCCUGCACAGCUUCUUCCUGACCCCGGACAGCUUUGAACAGAAGGUCUUGAAUGUCUCCUUUGCCUUCGAGCUCAUGCAAGACGGAGGAUUGGAAAAGCCAAAACCACGGCCAGAAGACAUUGUCAACUGUGACCUGAAAUCCACACUGAGAGUGUUGUACAACCUCUUCACCAAGUACCGGAACGUGGAGUGA
This is a messenger RNA of Puma concolor (puma), 1119 nucleotides long. It is a transcript of the gene PARVA, whose product is annotated as parvin alpha. Lineage: Eukaryota; Metazoa; Chordata; Mammalia; Carnivora; Felidae. Gene Ontology annotation, biological process: establishment or maintenance of cell polarity regulating cell shape; cilium assembly; substrate adhesion-dependent cell spreading. Gene Ontology annotation, molecular function: actin binding. The record is from RefSeq and is a predicted model, not a curated record. Gene Ontology annotation, cellular component: focal adhesion; cytoplasm; actin cytoskeleton.